GGCUACAGACGCGCACUUCCGCUUCCGGUUCAGCGCGACGGCCGCAUCCGGGCUUAGUGUUCCUGCCGGGAAGGUUGUGGCGUUGGUAACUUGGAGGGGAUUCGAGCUCCAGCGAGGAUGAUCGAGGUGGUUUGCAACGACCGUUUGGGGAAGAAGGUCCGCGUCAAGUGCAACACGGAUGACACCAUCGGGGAUCUUAAGAAGCUGAUCGCAGCCCAAACUGGCACCCGUUGGAACAAGAUCGUCCUUAAGAAGUGGUACACCAUCUUUAAGGACCACGUGUGUCUGGGUGACUAUGAAAUCCAUGAUGGGAUGAACUUGGAGCUUUAUUACCAAUAAGACAGAAUUCCUUCCUCCUCCUCUGCCUUGCCCUGGCCCCUGUCCCUGUCCCUGUCCCUGACCCUGUCCUGCUCCCCACUACCCACACUGGUAUGGAUGCUUGUUUUUAAUAAUUCAACGUUAAUAAAAAUUAAGAUGCUU
Molecule: messenger RNA, 480 nt
Organism: Echinops telfairi (small Madagascar hedgehog)
Lineage: Eukaryota; Metazoa; Chordata; Mammalia; Afrosoricida; Tenrecidae
Gene: UBL5
Product: ubiquitin like 5
Exons: 5
Coding region: 118-339 (73 amino acids)
Biological process (GO): protein modification process; mRNA splicing, via spliceosome
Cellular component (GO): cytoplasm; nucleus
Molecular function (GO): protein binding; protein tag activity
Source: RefSeq, a predicted model, not a curated record